Molecule: messenger RNA, 1244 nt
Organism: Magallana angulata
Lineage: Eukaryota; Metazoa; Mollusca; Bivalvia; Ostreida; Ostreidae
Product: salivary glue protein Sgs-3-like
Exons: 6
Coding region: 44-1177 (377 amino acids)
Source: RefSeq, a predicted model, not a curated record
UGGCUCAAGGUGACCAGAUUCUUAUCAUAACCCCUUGGCCAGAAUGUUGAGAAUAUAUGUCGCUUUUUUCCUUGUCACAGGAUGUCUGUCCUUGGCCAUCAGGGAAUAUCAGGAAGAUGGAGUACAGGGAUUACGAAGAGAUGCUGUUUCAAACGGGUGUCAUAACGACGCAGACUGUACGUCGCAUGUGUGUUCCUCCAACCAGGGAGCCAGCUGCGAACACUUCCACUGCAUUUGUCAUCAGUCGUCUGCUCAUGGAGUGUCAGUGAACCACACGACACAUAGCCAUGGAGGACACGGACAUACGACAACCACAACCGAAUUACCUACAACUCCACUGCCCUCAACAACACAAGCUUCGACAACACUGCCGACAACAACAACCCAGCAAUCCACGACACCAUCCCCCUCUACAACGCAGUCAUCCACAACAUUACCGACAACUACAACGCAAACAUCUACCACACCACAACCCUCAACAACGCAGUCAUCUACAACGUUACCGACAACUACAACCCAGCAAUCAACAACACCGCAACCAUCAACAACACAGUCAUCAACAACAUUACCGACAACAACAACUUCUUUAUUACCAUCUACAACGCAGUCUUCAACACCAAAACCAGUUUUGUCAACAGAAAUCAAAUCAACAACUAUGAAAUUGACGACUAUUGAGCGAGCAACAAGUACCAAGCCAACUACCAAACCAACAACAAUGCCAACAACUACUAAACCAACAACGUUGCCAACAACUACGAAACCAUCAACAUUGCCAACUACGACCAAACCAAUAUUGCCAACAACUGCCAAGCCAACUACAAAACCAUCUACAUUGCCAACAACUACGAAACCAACAACAUCGCCAUCAACUACGAAACCAUCUACAUUGCCAACAACUACCAAACCAACAACAUUGCCAACAACUACCAAACCAACUACAUUGCCAACUACAACCGAAACAACAACAAUGCCAACAACUACCAAACCAACAACAAUUUCUUCACAAACAACUUCUUUCGUCACUGUAAAAACAACCAGUUCUUCAGAAUGUCCCUGCACCUACUAUAACACGUUCAUUACUCUGCCUGGGAUAGGCACGAUGCAUUGCGCCAACCCCGACAGGCGGCGCUGUAUCGACGGAAAAUGUCACUGCGUGGCGGAUCCCGACGCCCCUUGAUUUCUAUGCUGUUUUUUGUGAGAGGUUGAGCUGUAUUGUUCAAAACGAUUAAACCAUGAAGACAUCA